AUAUUCAUGUAACAGAUUCGACUAUAACGAUCCCGAAUUCCGUCAGUAUGUGCAAGGAAUUGAUGAGAACAUGCAAGAUGUUGGAGUGAGUACAGUUGUUAACUUUUUCCCGAUUCUCGAACACCUUCCUGGAGAUCCUUUCAAGAUUAAAAAAGUUUUCAAGAACAUUAAGAAAAUGGAAAAAUUCAUUGAGGGUGUUGUCCAGCGUCAUCUAGAGGAUUUCGAUGAGUCAAAUAUAAAAGACUUCACAGACGCAUACAUCAAAGAAAUGGGGUUACAAAGCGAAAACAACCCGGACACUUCUUUUACUGUGGAACAGUUGCGUACCGUCAUCGGUGACAUGCUUGUAGCUGGGAUGGAAACAACGACAAGCUCUUUAUUAUGGUGUUUAGUCUACCUGUUGAACUAUCCUCAUUUCCAAGACACCAUACAGAAAGAAAUUGACUUACACAUCGGCCAGAAUCGAUUGCCAUCUUUAGACGACCGUCCACACUUACCAUUUCUUGAAGCGUGUAUCAUGGAAGUGCAACGCCACGCCAACGUGGUUCAGUUAUUGCUCGGCCGAAAGCCAGAACACCCUAUUACGUUUCGCGGUUAUAAUAUUCCCGAAGACUGUAUCAUAAUACCGAACCUCGGUUCCAUCAUGAACGAUGUAGCUUUCUGGGGCGACCCUAACAAUUUUAGACCCACCAGAUUUUUGGAGAACAGUAACAAAGUCAUAAAACCAGAAGGCUUCAUUCCAUUUUUUAUUGGCAAACGAAGUUGUUUCGGGGAGCCGUUAGCCAAAGCUGAACUGUUUAUAUUUUUGGCAGGCAUCUUGCAACAGUUUACGCUUGAAUGUACCCCAGGAGUAAAGCCACCAUCAUUGAAAGGUAAAUUUGGAGUUACAAAUGUUCCCGAGAGAUUUAAUAUCAAGAUUGUGCGAAGAUCGCAGACGCCUACAAAUGCAGUAUUGAUAGAGAACGCCGAAACCCCUGAAACGUCAACCAGUGAGAGCAAAUGAACACUCUGUUAGCUGUUUGAUGAUGGAUACUAGUUAAACCUCAGUGAAUAUAUGAUAGAUGCAUGAAUACAUUGAUAGAUACGUAGGUAGAUAUAUAUAUUCAUGUAUGUGUGGAUGUGUGCAUGUAUAUAUACAUAAUCACAUUGAUAUGGACAUACUAAAUUGUACUUUAAAAUCAUACACUUCUGUAUGCAAAUAUGUAUAUAUAAAUUGUACGCCUCAUUGUUUCAUUUCAUGCCUAAAUUUAUUACCGUAUUUAAAUGUAGAGAAAGCAUAAUCGAGUUGAAGAUUAUAUGUGUCUCCGUGUGUUUGUAUAUGUGUGUCUGUGUGCAUGUAUUGCGUGCUUGCGCAUGCGUAAGUGUAUGUAUGUGAGAAAGUAGGAGAAAGUAUAUUUACGUCUCUAAUUUCAUGAGAUUGACCAACAUUUUUUUUUUUUUUCAAACUCAUAAUACCGUUGAAUAAAAGAUCUGCUAUCAACGAACCAAAUCAGCGAGGUAGCUUUCAUUCCUAACAGACAGCAAUUCAUUUUAUUUACGCUAUUAACGCAGGCCAGUCAGAAGUGAAUAUUCCUUCUUUUAUUUUCACUAUCAAAAAUAUGUCAUGUGUAUUUAUAGAUGUUGAACAUAACAUUGUUGAGUGUCUAUAUUCUUAAAAUUAUUUACUUCGCAUGAGGGGCGAGACUUCUUUUUCAU
Octopus bimaculoides (California two-spot octopus) is the source of this 1695-nucleotide messenger RNA. RefSeq names its product cytochrome P450 2U1. The record is from RefSeq and is a predicted model, not a curated record. Gene Ontology annotation, biological process: xenobiotic metabolic process. Gene Ontology annotation, cellular component: intracellular membrane-bounded organelle; cytoplasm. Gene Ontology annotation, molecular function: steroid hydroxylase activity; oxidoreductase activity, acting on paired donors, with incorporation or reduction of molecular oxygen, reduced flavin or flavoprotein as one donor, and incorporation of one atom of oxygen; iron ion binding. NCBI's taxonomy places the organism in Eukaryota, Metazoa, Mollusca, Cephalopoda, Octopoda, Octopodidae.